Molecule: messenger RNA, 800 nt
Organism: Marasmius oreades (fairy-ring Marasmius)
Lineage: Eukaryota; Fungi; Basidiomycota; Agaricomycetes; Agaricales; Marasmiaceae
Exons: 4
Coding region: 24-713 (229 amino acids)
Source: RefSeq, a predicted model, not a curated record
UUCCGCUAACCUGCCACGAUAUAAUGCCCCAUGAACGGAUGGAAAGACCAAGAACUUUUCUCCUUAAAAGGCUUUUCUUCGACAAUAUACCUCAAAUGUUGGCGGGUAGGCAGUCUCACGCAGGCAGCAGGCGACGAGAAGAACUUGGGGGCAACAAGGCGAUCCGAUGGGAACUUGCCGGCGUUCGUCGCCUGCAACGAGCUCUGGUCAAUGCCCUUGCGUCGGCGACUCGGGAUGGCGAUGUGUUCCGCAUGAACCUCAUUGGAGGUGCUCUAGGAAUACUUGCAAAAGCGAGGGCCUUCGAAUCGUUGGGUGAAGGCAUUCACUUAGGAGAGGAACAAGAUGUCGCAUUGCUCCUAUGCGAUGCGGUCUAUAUUUUCGAACGAUCUUGCGCCAGAGAGAGCGAUUCGCAAGAUCCCUUGGUGAAUAUAAUUCGGAACAGCACCAGGGGCGAAGAUUUGGCAAAACUAGUGAUUGACAGCGGCCUCAGCUAUAUCGUUAACCCGAGUCCUAUUUCAUUUGGCCUUCGACACCCUCGGCAAACACCGUACCGGUACUUUCAUUCACAGUUGAAAGAAGCUCUUGAGAAAGCACAGAUUGAGUCUCCUGAGGAUAUCACGGUGAUGGCGAGGGAACUGUUGGGCGGAAUGUUGUUCGCACAUGUCCCGGGUGAAGAAGGCGCUGUUGAGCGUGGCCAGUGGCCACUCCCUUGAUUAAUGACUUGCAUGAAUUUACGAGAAUACCGACUCGGAGACAGGAACUGACAUCUCUAUUGAUAGCUUCUAAUAUCAAUAUCAUCU